UUGUGUUAUAGGUUCCAGAAUCUGCUGUGGUCUCGAAAAGCCUUUGUGGACAGCGUGAAGGUUUAUAACCACAGCUACAUCUACAUGCCAGCCUUCUCGAUGAAGAUGGGGACGGGACCCUCCCUCCGUGUCUAUUACACCCUGGAGGACUUCGGGGCUAAGCAGGCGGUCCUUUUCGCCAACCCCAAUUUCCUGCGUGACAUUGGCAAGUUCUGGAAGAGCAAAGGUAUCCACGCCAAACGGCUUUCCACGGGACUUUUCCUAGUCAGUGCCGCCCUGGGUCUGUGUGAAGAAGUAACAAUUUACGGUUUCUGGCCGUUCUCGGUGGACCUGCACGGGAAGUUUAUUAGCCAUCAUUACUAUGACAAUGUCUUGCCUGAUUCUGGAUUCCAUGCCAUGCCGGAGGAAUUUCUACAGCUCUGGUUUCUUCAUAAAAGCGGUGUACUGAGAAUGCAGCUGGAACCAUGUGAGGACCCUUUAUUCCAGUCUUCUGCCUGAGGAUCGUAGGAGUUGGUUUGGGAGAUCCAGUAGUUUUUAAUUUCUGUGCUCUCCAACAGAGAGUUCUGUUUUCUGUUGAUUCUUUUUAAAGGGAAAAUAAUCAUGGAUCUGCAUGGACCAUAAAAAUGCUACUUGAAGGCCAAAUGGAAUACGUCCUUAAUGUAUAGUGCUUUAUGGAACUGGGGUAGGGGGAAGCAAACCCCUCCGUCGAGUCCAUU
Messenger RNA from Eurypyga helias (sunbittern), 716 nucleotides. It is a transcript of the gene ST8SIA1, whose product is annotated as ST8 alpha-N-acetyl-neuraminide alpha-2,8-sialyltransferase 1. Gene Ontology annotation, molecular function: alpha-N-acetylneuraminate alpha-2,8-sialyltransferase activity. Lineage: Eukaryota; Metazoa; Chordata; Aves; Eurypygiformes; Eurypygidae. The record is from RefSeq and is a predicted model, not a curated record. The annotation marks the transcript as partial. Gene Ontology annotation, biological process: oligosaccharide metabolic process; N-glycan processing. The transcript has a single exon.